Mollisia scopiformis is the source of this 1910-nucleotide messenger RNA. RefSeq names its product WD40 repeat-like protein. The coding region runs from base 26 to 1585 and encodes 519 amino acids. The record is from RefSeq and is a predicted model, not a curated record. The transcript has a single exon. Gene Ontology annotation, molecular function: protein binding. Lineage: Eukaryota; Fungi; Ascomycota; Leotiomycetes; Helotiales; Mollisiaceae.
CCUCACAAUUUCAUUGUCUUCCAUAAUGUCCGCCCCUCAAGAACUCCACGACCCGCACAGCGGCGAUGAAGAGGAAGCCACCAUGCUAGACGCAGACGAAGCCGCAGAAGAAAUUCUCGACGAUGACGACGCAGCCAUGGACUCCGGCGAUGACGAAGAAGCUGACCCAAACGACGACCAGAUCAUGCAAGAAAUCGAGAUCCAAAACGAUUCCGCAGCACACUUCGACUCUUUCAAAGACAGCAUAUUCUGUAUAGCUCAGCACCCUCUCCUGCCGAAUAUAAUAGCUACUGGAGGCAGUGAAGGAGAGGACGCUGGCGGGGUGGGGUAUAUCUUCGAUUCUACACCGAAAGAGGCAGAUACACCUGUUCUGCCGCCUAGCUACCAGAGUGCGCCGAGUGAGAGGACGGAGAGGAAGAGUCUUGAGUCGUUGUUUAAGUUGGAGGGACAUACGGAUUCGAUUAACGCCUUGACGUUUACGUUACCCAGGGGAGAAGUGCUGUUGUCUGGUGGUCUGGACGGAAAGCUGCGAGCAUAUUCGCAAAAGGAUAAGAGUGGACAGAAAUGGGCAUAUCUUGCAGAAGCUCAGGAAGUGGAGGAGAUCAAUUGGUUGAUUCCAUGUCCGAAUCCGGCAUACGAGAAUACGGUUGCACUUGGGGCACUCGAUGGGAGCGUAUGGGUCUACACUGUUGACACCUCGAGUAAGGAUGCACCGUUGCAGAUUGUACAGUCAUACUUUCUACACACUGUGAGCUGUACAGCUGGAGCUUGGUCGAGCGAUGGGAAAUUGUUGGCUACUGUUAGUGAAGAUGGUAGUUUAUACGUCUGGGAUGUAUUUGGAGAAGGUGCAGCGGCAGGAUUGACACAAGGAGAAGGCGGCGCAUAUGUCGUGGGACUCACUUCCCUCGAUCAGAGAUUUGCGGUCGAAGGAGGACUGUACAGUGUGGCGAUUGCGCCAACGGGCGCUUUCGUGGUUGUUGGCGGCGCAGGAGGGGCCAUAAAAGUCGUUGGCUUACCAAGAUUAGGAGGUGAUGCUUCUGGAGCUGCGCCUGCGGGGAGGAGUGGUGCCGGUGCGGCGUCGAAGUCGAAAGGUGGGAAACAAGUUGGUGGCAAGGCGUCUGGCAGUGCUGCAUCGGCUGGUCAGGCAGGUCAAAUAUUGGCCGAUCUUCAAGCACAAGGAGAUGGUAUUGAAACAUUGGCUUUCGCUCCUCCUCCAUUGACGCUCUUGGCUGCAGGUAGUGUGGAUGGCAGCAUCGCUCUCUUUGAUUCAGCACACAGAUUUGCAGUACGGCGGCAUAUCAAAGAAGCUCAUGAGGAAUUCUCAAUUGUCAAAGUAGAAUUUGUCAAGAAUUCGAGGACGGGAGGAUGGCUAUUGACAAGCUGCGGGAUGGACGGAGUGGUGAGAAGAUGGGAUACCAGAGGUGGUACUGGAAUGGCAAACUCUGGGUUCGUGAAAGAGUGGAAGGGGCACAGAGGAGAUGGUGAAGGAGGCGGUGUCCUUGGUUUCGUGCAAGGCGAUGGUACCCGAAUAGUUACGGCUGGUGAUGAUGGGAUCUCGUUGAUCUUUGAGGCGCCAAUUGCUUGAUCAUUUGAAUUACAUAGACCUGCAUAGUUGGCGUUUGGGCAAUUAUCAGAAAAGGAUGGAUAAAUGCAAUACCCUCACCGACUAUCCCUUGGGGAACCAUAAAAUGCAUGCACUUUUGUGUUAUGACGAACCAGGAGCCCAGCUCCUUUUUGAAGAAAGUGAGGGACUUUUUGCACUGAUUUCCUGAGAAGUAUGUGCUUCGUGAAGCCCUUGGAAGCAGCUGCGGUUAUCUUGAUCAAUGGAUAGUUUAUCCGUGCCGCAAUGACGUUCAGCAGCUUCCGAGGCAUAUGUAUUUAUUCGACCCUAGUCCAACCAGAAAAGAGCA